Molecule: messenger RNA, 567 nt
Organism: Plasmodium cynomolgi strain B
Lineage: Eukaryota; Apicomplexa; Aconoidasida; Haemosporida; Plasmodiidae
Exons: 2
Source: RefSeq, a predicted model, not a curated record
AUUCAGCCAAGGAUAGUGGGAAAUCAGCAGAAAAAGAUUCAUUAGGCGGUGAUGAUUCAAAAGGUUUCCCAAUUUCUCCGGGCACAGGAAGGGAAGCAAGUUCAGAAAAAGCUGUAAGCUUACCAGGAUCAGGAUCAGAGCCGUCAAACCAUGUAGGCUUAACAGGUCCACAGCACCAAGCUGGGAGAGAAGCAAUAACUAAAUCUGGGGUAAUGGCAAGCACUGUAGGUCAAUUGCCUAAUGGGAAUAACGGUGGUUUAUUUGCAGAUCAUGGAAUUGUGCAUACCGCAUUAACUGGGGAAGUAUUGGGUUCCUCUAAUAUUUUUCAAAAAAUUAGUAAAGUAUUGAAAUCAGAUUAUUUUCGUCACUCACUUACUGGUGCUUCCGCAAUUGGGGUGCUUAUCUUCCUCUUCUAUUUCUUCAAAGUAAUUACAAAUUUUAUCUUAAAAUGUGAAUAUUUGGUUGGUCGAAAUCAAAUAAAAGGGAUAAGACGAAAAGAGAACGCGAGAAUAAUUACUACUAAGCAUAUGAAGAAGAUUUUUCAAGAUAUGGAUCUGAACAUUCAGU